AUGUCAAAAACAAACCCAAAAUUGAUGUCCCUUGGGAAGGACCGAUGUGCCCGCGAAGGGCUGGAGCGAGAAGUCGUUAGUAAAAAGAAGUCGGAAGUGGAGGUUCUGAAAGAGUGCUCCGUUGUACUGGGCGAGGAUGUUGUGGAGUUAGGUCGCCGUCGCACUCGUCACAGCUUGUUGAGGGCGGUUGCGGGCGAGACCGACUGCGGGUCUUCGCGGUCGAGCUUGUGCGCAUCCCCAAUUGAUGAAGGCAUGGAGACGGAGCAGUUGCCGUCCACAUCUGGACUACGCUCCUGGCGCAAAAGGCGUCUCCACGAGUCCGAUACGGACUCCACGGUCGAGGAUGAGGGCGAUGUCCAAUCCGUCCGCAAAAGGUCCGGCAGCCCUAGAGUGGGAUCGAGAGCCAGUUCGAUCACUAGAAAGAAGGAGGAGUGUCGGAGCGUCAGACAAACCGACGGAGUGGACAGGCCGACGGCAUCUGGCGCCACUGCCACCGCUGCCGCCGGUGACAAGAACAAAGUGGCCGAGGAGGUACUCCAUAGGGCGAAACUUCUCGUCCAUCGGCAAGCGGAUGCUCUUAGCGACGUCGUUAAGAAGGCGGGAAAUCUCAAAGGGACCACCAUAAGGACCCUGAAAGAGGGUUUGGCCGGGAUCACACAGGUUGUGGACACCUUGGAGGGGGAUCUAUUUCCGACGUCGGUCUCUCCACUGGUCUCAAAGAACCUGAGACUUGAGCAGGAAGUCGAGUACCUGCGUCGGCAGUUGGCCGAGGCUCGUGCUGCCAAGCCAGCUGCCAAGCCAGCGGCCCAGGCCGGUAUCUCGGCAGACGGUGUUCCUGUUGUAGGAAGUGAUGCGAGCGCAUUCCGUGCUCAAAUAAUGAGAGAUGUCGGCGGCAUCGUCCGCCAAAUGGUAGGGACAUUUAUGAAAGAGGUGAGAGAAAUGAUCUCCAUUCGCCCCCCUCCAGAGAAGGUGUCGUCCUCGUCUGCGGUCUCCACGCAAACUUUGCCAGAGGCCGGAACAAUGGCGUCAGAUGUGCCCGACACCCCUAGAGUCGGCGACCGGGGUUCUCUUCCCCAGUCAGAAACGGGUCGGGCCAAGAAGAAGAAGGCGAAGAAGACGCCCGUCACACCGGCGCCCUCUGGACAGCCCGAGCCGGUGGCUUCGACCUCCGCUCAAACGUCUGUGCAGUCGACCGCGUCCUCCUGGGCGACGGUCGUAAAAGGAAAACGGGGCAAGACCGUCAGUGUUCCCGAAGGGCAGCCUGUGGCUGCCAACCCUCCGGUGACGAAAGCCGGUUCGGCCCCCUCGAAGAAGGCAAAGAAGACGAGCGCACCCUCGCCUUCUAAACUGAAACCGCCUCGCUCCGCGGCGGUUAUUAUUACGUUGGACCCGGAGGCGGAAAGGGAGGGUGUCGCGUAUGCGAAUGUCCUUGCGGAGGCCAAGAGAAGGAUCGAUCUCCGCGCAUUGGGGAUCGAAGAUAUGCGGUUUCGCACCGCGAUCACCGGCGGUAAGGUUCUAGAGGUUCCAGGUGCUGAUGGCGCGGAGAAGGCCGACGUUCUGGCGUCGAAGCUCCGGGAGUUCAUCCCGGAGAAUAUGGCCAAAAUCUCCAGGCCCGUAAAGUCCGCGGAGAUGCGGAUAUCGGGCCUGGACGACAGUGUUACGUCGGAGGAAGUGGCCGCUGCGGUUGCCCGGGAGGGCGGCUGUCAGGUGGACCAAGUGCGAGUCGGAGAGGUUCGACGUACUAGAUCUGGGGUGGGCACUUGCUGGGUUAAAGCUCCAUUGCAAGCAGUUAAGAAGAUGACGGUCGCCGGCCGAGUUCGUAUAGGCUGGGUUUCGGCGAAAGCAGAGCUCCUGCGGCAGAGGCCGCUUCGGUGCUUCCGCUGCUUGGAGGAAGGACAUGUGCGGGCAUCCUGCAGUCAUGAGCAGGACCGCAGCGGUCUAUGUUACCGCUGCGGAAACGAAGGCCAUAAGGCGGCGAUGUGCGCGGCCGACCCAAAGUGCGCUGUGUGUUCAGCGCAGGGCCGGCCGUCGGACCAUUGGGUGGGGUCCAAGGCCUGCACUCCUCCUAAGAAGCGUAAGAAGCAACCGGUGAAAUUGCCGAACCCAGCAGGCCGGGUGAGUGUGGAGGGAGAGGAGAUGGAAACGGGCAGGUAG
This is a messenger RNA of Galleria mellonella (greater wax moth), 2154 nucleotides long. RefSeq lists its product as uncharacterized. Gene Ontology annotation, molecular function: nucleic acid binding; zinc ion binding. The record is from RefSeq and is a predicted model, not a curated record. Lineage: Eukaryota; Metazoa; Arthropoda; Insecta; Lepidoptera; Pyralidae. The transcript is spliced from 2 exons. Bases 1 to 2154 code for a protein of 717 amino acids.